AUGUUGCAGUUCAACAUGCAGCGACAGUUUCCUUUCCUAAAACAUAAAGACAGAGAGAGAGAAGCACCAAACAUCCUCCUGCAACCCAACAAGGGGAAGGAUAAUGAAGGCAUGCACAUAGACAAGCCAAGUGGCUUUUCUACUACUGCUCCAUUGAACUCCCAGCCCCUACUGCUCCUGGGACCUGAGGGGAAUUACAACUAUUAUGUGGAUGAUGAAGAUGAGGAAGAGGAAGAGAAAGAACAAGGAAAACGACCAAGCAGGGUCACAUUUGAGGGAGAAAACAUGCCAUCACCAUCCGUUCCAUGCUCCCCUGCGCUUUCUUCUGAAGCCCCAGCCACGGCUUCAUCCAUGCUCAACAUCAACGUCGGUGGCCAAAGCUACCGCCUCACCUACCAGGCAGUGGCCAUCUAUCCCAAGACCCGCCUGGGCCGCCUGGCCACGUCCACUGACCGUCGCUGCCAGUUGGGCUUGUGCGAUGAUUAUGCUGCCCAGGUAGAUGAGUAUUUCUUUGAUCGGGACCCAGCCGUCUUCCAACUGGUGUACAACUUCUAUGCCUCAGGGGUGCUGCGUGUGCGGGACGAGCUGUGCCCCCGUAGCUUCCUGGAGGAGCUGAGCUACUGGGGUGUACGGCUCAAGUACACCCCUCGCUGCUGCCGCAUCUGCUUUGAGGAGCGCCGUGAUGAGCUGAGCGAGCAGCUGAAGGUCCAGCGUGAGCUGCGCUCCCAGGCAGAGGCUCAGGAGAAUGAGCAGCUCUUCCACCACAUGCGCUACUACGGUCCCCAGCGCUGGCGCCUCUGGAACCUCAUGGAGAAGCCCUUCUCCUCUGUUACCGCCAAGGUGAUGGCGGUAGCCUCCAGCUUCUUUGUGCUCAUCUCCGUGGUGGCCCUGGCGCUCAACACAGUGGAGGAGAUGCAGCAGGUAGACCGGAAGAGUGGGGAGAGCCGGCCUGUCUUGGAGCACAUUGAGACACUGUGCAUCGUGUUCUUCACGCUAGAGUAUCUGCUGCGCUUGCUCUCUACCCCAGACCUGCGCCGCUUUGCCAGCAGUGCCCUCAACGCAGUAGACCUCAUCGCCAUUCUGCCCCUCUAUCUGCAGCUGCUGCUCGAAUGCUUUGCUGACGAUGACCAGCCCCGUGGCCGGGGCUCUCAGCACGAGCACGAUAUUGAGAAGGUGGGGCGAGUGGGCAAGGUGGGACAGGUGCUUCGCAUCAUGCGCCUCAUGCGCAUCUUCCGCAUCCUCAAACUGGCCCGCCACUCCACGGGGCUGCGUGCCUUCGGCUUUACCUUGCGCCAGUGCUACCAGCAGGUGGGCUGCCUCUUGCUCUUCAUUGCCAUGGGCAUCUUCGCCUUCUCUGCCAUGGUCUACACAGUGGAGCAUGACGUCUCCAGUACCAACUUCACCAGCAUCCCCCAUGCUUGGUGGUGGGCUGCCGUCAGCAUCUCUACAGUGGGAUAUGGAGACAUGUGUCCAGAAACCCACCUUGGCCGCCUGUUUGCUUUCCUCUGCAUUGCAUUUGGAAUCAUCCUGAAUGGCAUGCCCAUCUCCAUUCUCUACAACAAGUUCUCAGACUAUUACAGCAAGUUGAAGGCCUAUGAGUACACAGCUCUCAAGAAAGAAAGGGGGAAGGUGGACUUCACACGGAGAGCCAUGAAAAAGCUAUCUGAGUGCUGUGGAGAAGGGGCAUCCCAUCCUUUGUCACAACACUGA
This is a messenger RNA of Colius striatus (speckled mousebird), 1710 nucleotides long. It is a transcript of the gene KCNV2, whose product is annotated as potassium voltage-gated channel modifier subfamily V member 2. NCBI's taxonomy places the organism in Eukaryota, Metazoa, Chordata, Aves, Coliiformes, Coliidae. The record is from RefSeq and is a predicted model, not a curated record. The transcript has 2 exons. Gene Ontology annotation, cellular component: voltage-gated potassium channel complex; membrane. Bases 1 to 1710 code for a protein of 569 amino acids. Gene Ontology annotation, biological process: potassium ion transmembrane transport; protein homooligomerization. Gene Ontology annotation, molecular function: voltage-gated potassium channel activity.